AUGACUGAUGCAGAUCACGUUAACAUUGGGAGUGUGAAGAACCAGGCGGCUGCAUUGGAGGCUAGAGGCUUCUCAACGGAGCGGCGUUGGAGGCUUUGCAAUAGCAGAGAACCUGGCAGUGGCACUGGAGGAUUUGCAACAGCUGGUAUCAGAGCUUGCACCUGGGACAAGAUGACGGAUCGUGGCAAAGAACCGAUCUCCGAUGACGCAAGGAGUCUGGAGACGUUGUGGGCAAACCAGGACAAUGUCAAUCGUCGGCUGGAUGAACUGGCCGCCGAUGUCCAACGAUUAACAGUAGAGAUGCGCCGUGAGUUUAAUCUCCAUCGGACGAGGCCACCACAGCAACUUCCGCAGAGGGAAGAACCUCCUGUAAAUCGUCCGGCGAGGCGUAGGGGAGCGGCAGCGGGUCGUCAGUUACACUGCAUUCCUAUGAACAGACAAGAGUUGUCUAAUUCCGAAGAAGACAUGCAGAUGUACCGAGUAAAUGACUUAGUUGAGUCGGGAGAAGAAGAAGGAGGUAACCAAUACCACCUAGACUAUCAUCGGCACCGACGGCCUGCACAAUUACAGCAUCAACCCGGUGAGUUCAAGGUUAAAUUAGAUAUCCCGUUCUUUGACGUUCGCAUGCAUAUAGAGGACUAUUUGGACUGGGAAAGGGCCGUCGAAAAUUUCUUUGAAUACAUGGAGAUAGAUCCGGAAAAACAGGUGAAAUAUGUUGUCUGUAGGCUGAAAGGUGGUGCGAGUGCUUGGUGGGCACAAAUUCUUCAGAUGAGGCAACGUGAGGGAAAAGGAAGAGUCCGGAGUUGGAACAGAAUGAAGCAACUAUUGCGAGCUCAAUUUCUACCCACAGAUUUUGAACAAAUUAUAUAUAUGAGAUAUCAGCACUGUGUUCAAGGAUUAAGGUCUGUGAGUGAUUAUAAAGAAGAGUUUAACCGUUUGACUGCGAGAAAUAAUCUCAAUGAGUUAGCAAAUCAAUUGGUGGCACGCUACAUUGGUGGGCUGAAAGAUAGUAUUCAAGACCGACUGGAGCUGAAUUCAGUGUGGACGAUGUCGCAGGUCGUGAACUUUGCUUUAAAAGCUGAAAUGCAACAAAGUAGACAGCCCAAAACUCCAUACAACAGACGACAUUGGCAAGAACCACCCAUGGCUAACAACAAGAAUAACUCACCUGCAGCAAAACCUUCUCAAAGUACUAGUCCUAUAGUUCCAACAAGUGCAGUCAAAGGCACUGAAAGACAGCAAGUCCAUUUGGCUGAAUGUGAGGUAGAAGGAGAGUCAGUUGCCGCCGAAUUAGAAAAUGAUUGUGAAUCUGAAGACGUUCCCGCAGACGACGGAGAAGCAUUGGCAAGGGUCGGCGCCUUCGAUUGGAAGGGUCGGCGCCUCCGAUUGUUACCCAGCUCAACUGAAAUCAAGCCUCAAAGUUCAGGCCAAGUUAAACAAGCUGCCAUGCAUAUAGUGACAGGUUCCAUUUUGCUCAGAUGUUGGCGGGAACCUGCACCCUUGUUUGCAUUAAUCAUCACAGAACCAAGUCUUGAACUGCCCCAAAGGAAGGAACAUGAUGAUAUUCAAAAACUGCUACAGCACUAUAAAGAUAUCACACAAGAUGAGUUGCCAGACCAACUGCCACCACUCCGAGCUAUUCAGCACCACAUAGAUCUCGUGCCAGGGGCUUCUCUACCAAACAAACCACAUUACAGACUUAAUCCCAAAGAGCAACUCAUCUUGCAGGAACUCAUAGACACUUUGUUGCAAAAACAAUUUAUACAGACUAGCUUGAGCCCAUGUGCGGUGCCCGCGUUGUUGGUGCUGAAGAAGGAUGGGAACUGGCGGAUGUGUAUUGAUAGCAGGACUAUCAAUAAAAUAACAGUGAAGUACAUAUUUCCAGUGCCUCGUAUCGAAGAAUUGCUUGAUCAACUUACAGGAGCGUCUAUCUUCUCCAAACUCGACUUACGUAGUGGAUACCAUCAGAUCCGGAUACGCCCCGGAGACGAGUGGAAGACUGCUUUUAAAACACCACAAGGGCUUUAUGAGUGGAAGGUCAUGCCCUUCGGCUUAUGCAACGCUCCAUCCACUUUUAUGAGGAUGAUGAACGAGAUUUUGAAGCCAUUUUUGGGAAAGUUUUGCAUUGUAUAUUUUGAUGAUAUUCUAGUCUAUAGUAAUAGUUGGCACCAACACAUACAACAUUUGGAAACUCUUUUCGAGAUUCUACAACAGCAAAGGUUGUUUAUCAACCUUCCUAAGUGUGAGCUUGCAGUUUCAAAGGUACGGUUUCUAGGCUUUAUCAUAUCAGAAGAAGGAGUGAACAUGGAUCCGCAGAAAGUAGUUGCCAUUCUUGAUUGGCCUCCGCCAAGAUCCUUCUUUGAGGUUCGAAGCUUCCACGGUUUUGAAGCCAUUAAAAAGACAUUAAGUUCCGCCCCAGUCCUGGCAUUACCAAGCUUCGACAAAGUAUUCAUGGUAGAAACAGAUGCUUCUUCCAUUGGAAUUGGAGCAGUACUAUCACAAGAGGGGAAGCCGAUAGCAUUUUUCAGUGAGAAGUUAUCUGAUGCUCGCCAAAAAUGGUCAGCCUAUGAACAGGAACUCUAUGCAGUCAUUCGGGCACUUAAACAGUGGGAGCCGUAUUUAUUACACCAAGAUUUUGUAUUGUGUAGUGACAACAAAGCCUUACAAUUUAUAAACAGUGAAAGGUCUAUAAACCGUAUGCAAGCACGUUGGCUUAUGUUCAUACAAAGAUUUUCCUUCACAUUUCAACACAAGCCUGGAGUAGCCAACAAAGUGGCUGAUGCCCUUAGCAGAAAAAAUGUUCUGCUUACCAAAUUGCAAAUCGAGACCUCUGGAUUAGAACAUCUAAAAGAAUUGUAUGAAACAGAUCCUGAAUUUGGGAGCAUUUGGAAGACUUGUCAAGUAGAGCCAAAUUUUAAGGGAUAUUCCAUCCGGCACGGGUACCUGUUCAAGCAGAAUUUACUGUGCAUUCCACUUUCUUCUUGGAGACAACAUUUGAUACGAGAAGCUCAUGCCGGAGGUCUGGCAGCACAUGUUGGCCGCGAUAACACCUUAAGACACAUUCAGUCUCGUUUCUUUUGGCCAAGACUUCGACGGGAUGUAAUCCGGUUGGUAGAAAGCUGUCCGAUUUGUCAAGUCUAUAAAGGAGGAGCUCAAAAUACAUGA
Dendrobium catenatum is the source of this 3165-nucleotide messenger RNA. RefSeq lists its product as uncharacterized. NCBI's taxonomy places the organism in Eukaryota, Viridiplantae, Streptophyta, Magnoliopsida, Asparagales, Orchidaceae. The record is from RefSeq and is a predicted model, not a curated record. The transcript is spliced from 7 exons. The coding region runs from base 1 to 3165 and encodes 1054 amino acids.